AUGAGAGCGCUCAGAGCGCUGCCUCGCGCACUCAUAAGCACUGCCUUUGGGUAUCUAGCGCUGUCCGCGGUGAAUUCUUUCAUUGUGGUGAAGACGCCCGCCGCUCACCAUCCUGGCUACUUGGUCGGACGAGCUCCAGGUUCAAGUCGUGGAAGGCCCAUCAGGGCGGUGGCUGAAGCGUCCGCGGAAACCCUUACAGUGGAGAAGCCCACCGAUCCCACUGUGGUCGAGCGGGCAAGGAAGGAGGUUACAGAUAUAACUGACACUGGUCGGCCUGUGGAGAACCGAAAGCUUAGAGCUGCCAUCGAGUCCAUUGAGUUGGAUCAAGAGUCGCUUCGUAUGUCCACUCCGCUGCUUUCCAUGAAGACCAUUCUGGCCGCAGGAAGUGCUGCGGGAUUGUCUGCUUUGGCAACUCUUGCUGCAGCUUCGCCGGAAUUGUUUGUGUGGUUGCCGCCACUGACAACCGUCAUCUUUCUCUAUUCAUCCCUGUCAGAGAGUGCAGCUGGCAGAUACAGAGCAAAGUCCAAGUACAACUACGCGCAAGCUUCCAGAAUUGCUGCCCUGGCCGAGUCGAGCCUGGCUGGGGCAGAAGCACGGACGGUGUUCUUUCCGUUUGGUGUUGGAUUGACCGCAAUCACAGCAGCAGCUUGUGUCAGCUUGAGGAUAUUCAACGAGAAAAUUGGCGAUUUCCUCCCUGAAGGAGAGUCAUUUUCCACUUUGCUUGCAGGGGACAACAUUAUCCUCAUUCUGCUGGCAACAACUUCGGUUGUCGGAGCUGUCCUGACAAGCCUUACCUAUGUGUCGACACGAGCAGCCUUGGUUCUAGAUGAGAGCAUCCAGAGCGCUGCCUUGAGUGACUGGGAAGCAGGCCGACUACCCAAAAGGGCCAAAGAGCCAACACAGGAGGAUGAAAGAAACGUAGUUCUUGCCACCAUCUUCUUCUGUAUCGUGCCGAUUCCGUUUAUUGUGAGCGGAGUCGAUUUCAGCCUGGCAUCGACGAAUCCACUGCUUUUCAACAAGGGCUUGCAGCAGCUUCUGGACGAUGCGUCCGUCGUCAUUUCGGCGUCUGCCGCUGCUCAGGCCGCGGUGGCUUUCUUGCUGGGCGAGAAGGACUUUACGGAUGCAGAACAGCGAUGUGCCAUGCAGUCCAAGCAGGCGGCACUCUCGGAAAUGUUCUGCGCUCAAGCGCAGCAAGAGGCCGCCAUUAUACCUGUGCGAAGUGCCAUGUCCGCUGCAGCGCGUGGUGCUGCUGAUUUGGUGGUUGAAUUUUCGCGGCUGGCAGCCGUGCUAUUUCCGUGGGGAUCUGUUCAGCAAGCGUUUCAGUCGAUAUUGAACACAAAGCUAGUGCGAGUAGAAACUGACGCAGCAACGAAUGAAGCCCGCAUGGUGAAGUACGGCCCCAAAGUAACGCGGAACCGCGGCGCGAUAGACUCGUCCCUGGUUGAGAUUGGCCGUUUGCAGAAGGAAGUUUUCCCAUCUGACAGCGACAUGCGAGAUGAAAUCGCUGGCUUGAAAGUCGGGGAAACGAAGAUCUUCAAGAUCCGGUCCAAGGAGGGUCGCCGAGAGGUUCACCUUACCGCUGCAGAGCUUGGCAUGGUCUCGCAGUCCAAAACGACCCAAAAGAAUCAGAGAGUGGUUGAAGUGAAAAACAUGGGCAGGGAUGCGCUCGCUGAUGAGGAGAUACCGACGCUCGCUGAAUCGCUGGUGGUUGAUGUGCUGGAGCCGGUCAAGAAGGAAGCUCAGACGGGCCUUACCCAAGGCAUACCUCAGGAGUGGUCACCAUGGAUAACUUCUGCUGCCGCGGCUGCUGCAAGCGUGCAGGCGGCUCCGGCAGUGCUGGGCGCCGAUGCUUCGCAGGUCGUCCUGCCGCUGGUCACAGGAGGCAUUGGCCUCCUCACAGUUUGGCAGGAGAGGGUCGGCAGAGAGCAAGUUGCGUAUGCGAAGAAGGAUGCAGCCUUGCUGCAGCAGCGCCAUGCCGAAGCUGAAGCUCUCUGCGGGCUCGCGGCACUUUCAGCAUCCGCGCUCCCAACAUACGUGGCGGUUGCCGCAGUGGCUGGUGGUGUGGCAGCUGUUGGUUUCCUUGGCAAUUUCGGUGGUGCUGUCGGCUGGGCAUGCGAAAUGCCGACCCUCAUCAUCUCCAUGCUGACGCUGGUCCUGGCCCUGGAGCGUCAGGAGCUGGUGGAGAAAUACAUCCUCGGUGCUGCGCGUGUCGUGGGUGGCAAGCCACCACAGAAGGCCUGGUUGAGGGCCCAGCGCCUCUGGCUUCUGAUCCCAGUCUUGGUGAUGCUGCUACCGGAGACGUUGAUCCGACGCUGCUGUGCCGCCAAUGCCUUGAUCACUGCAGAGCUGGGCUUUGUCUUGGCUAACUGCGCACGUCAGUUGUCCUUCGGCGAGUACUAUGCAGCGCGAACGCGCCGCGUUCACUCGCGAACCGAUGCAUGGGCACAAGUCGCAACCGCUUGCUCGCGCAGCCUGCCAUUGACAAGUGCUCUGGCAUUGACGAACACGCUGAUUUCAACAACUUUGGGAGCUGUCAGUGUUUCCUUCGGUGGCAUCUUCCCAAUUUUUGGUCUUGCCGUGUGUAUCAGGGCUGUUCAGAAGGCCGUUGAAUCGCGAGAAAGUGCAGUCCUCACGCGCAAAGAGGGCAGGGAUGCUCAGCAACUUGGCCAAACUUUCCCUCCCUAUUCGAAACUGGACGUGAAGGACGACGAGCUUGUCUUCGAAUCUCCGACGGUGGGGAAGCGGAUUCGAGAGGAUCUGAAGAUGCUCACUCCGAACAAGCUCCGAAGUGGAUUCGGCAGAUUGGUGAAAGGCUUCAUGCGGAUCUUCUCCGAAACUAAGCCGGAGAAGGAGUUCGCAGACUCUCCUGCCACGAAGGUGGUGAAGAGGGUGCAGGCAGACCUUGAGGAGCUUCGGGUCACAGUUCGAGGAAACGAGCAGGGCUGGCUUCGAGUCGGCUCUGUGGUGGGAAUUCUGACCGGCGCCUCCAUCUUGGCCCCCUUCUUGCUCUCUGAGCUCCUAACGGAGGUCAUCGUGCCCUUGGCCGGCACCGUGCUGACGGUCUUCGUCGUCUUCGCGGAGAGUGAAGCAAGGUCAUCUGUCGCGCAGGCGAAGGUCCACGCAGCGCAGCUGAACGAGCAAAUGUCCACCAUGGAGGAGCUUGUUAGCAUCAGUUCGCUCUGGAAGUCGUAUCUCAUGGCCAUGGUCGGCAUUGCAGACUGCAAUGCCAUACUCGGCUUGGUCCUACACUCCAAGUGGAACGCGGUGAAGUGGCAUUCUGUGCUGAUCUACGUGCAGAAUGGUGCGCAGCUCCUGGUUGCCUUCUCAUCCAUCGUCAUUACUGCGCUGGCUGCAAGACGUAUGCUUCAAGUGCGGGAGUGGGCACGAAGCGUGGAGAAGAUUGCCGCGGACAACUUCGAUGCGAAGAUGCUAUCAGGCAUCCGGCAGACCUCUCCCAUGGCGGUGGAUGCUGGUGGUGGCGUCUACCCUUUGUCCAAGCGCCAGAAGCUCUUCGUGAUGCUUGCAGCAGUGUUGCCUCCCCUCCUGCUUCUGGUCUUCCCGAUGGGGGAAGAGCUGGGCGAAAAAUGUGUGGAUGCAAGCGGAGCAGCUGCCUUGGUGGUGGCUUUGACCAUGGUUCAAGCUGAAAGGAUAUCGUGCCAGGCAGAAAGGACAACAGCCUCUUGCAAGCGUGCUGCAUCCCUGUGUGAAGCCUUUGCCAACCGAGCGGAGCAGCAAGGCGCCUUGUUGCCAUUCAACUCGGCCGUAGCUAUCGCGAUUGCAGGCGUUAUUACGUUCGUGACAGAGCUGAGCCCAGUCACCGCGGCAGCACUGACGGUCUUUCAGGCCAUGAGCUGGUUGGUUGCAUCACGAAAGGGAGUUGCCGCGAAAUUCGAGAGCCGAGCAAGCUUGCAGGUGCGCUCUCGCUUCUCCUUGCGUGGUAUUUCAGCCGCCACUGGCACCAUGGGGCAACGCUUCAAAAGCUUCAUCAUAAGCUGA
Messenger RNA from Symbiodinium natans, 3996 nucleotides. NCBI's taxonomy places the organism in Eukaryota, Dinophyceae, Suessiales, Symbiodiniaceae. The record is from the annotation of a GenBank genome assembly.